AUGCUCAAGACUCCCUCGACCGUCGAGUCCUCUUGUGGAAACUUUAUCACUGCUCAACGUUUGACGGCUUCUUCUCGUCUUCCACUCGGCGCCAUGAAGACGCUAUGCAUCUUCAUCGCGGUGAUGAUGAUGAUGGUGAUGGAUGCCACCUUGGCUGCAGACGAGACGUGCUCUGGUCGCUGCGGUUCUUUUGACCCACUGAAGAAGUGUCAGUGUGAUUCCAUGUGCGUUUACUACGGAAGCUGCUGUGACGACUUUGACAAAUCGUGUCCCAAGAAAACACGUGGUGACACGUUCGAAGAAGCUGAAGACAACCAGACUACGGUGGAGACGCCGGUGGACGUGUUGGCCUCGAGUGCGGCGCCGACCAGCUCCAGCGCGGUGCUGACCACCUCUGAGGAACCUUGGCCUCCGCGUCCUACAACGCAAGAACCCACGGGGUCACCUGCCGACCGAGACGCGGCCACCUGCAGCGGGAAGCCCUUUGACGCCUUCCUGCAACUGAAGAAUGGAUCUGUGUACGCCUUCAGAGGCGAAUAUUUCUUUGAGCUGGACGACAAGGCCGUGCUUCCCGGCUAUCCCAAACUAAUCGUGGAUGUGUGGGGAAUGCCGGGGCCCGUGGACGCCGCCUUCACGCGCAUCAACUGCCAGGGCAAGUCGUACAUUUUUCAGGGAAGGAAGUUCUGGCGCUUUGAGGGUGACGUCCUGGACGAGGGUUACCCCAGGGACAUUUCAGAAGGCUUCGACGGGAUUCCGAAUGACCUCCACGCCGCCUUCGCCCUGCCGGCGCCCAAUCACCGGCAAAAGGAGAAGGCCUACUUCUUCAAAGGUGAUCAGUAUCACGUGUACGAGUUCGUCAACCAGCCUACCCAUCAUGAAUGCGUCCAGAUGAGUCGAUCUUCACCUUCGCUCUUGUUCUCGCGCUAUACCGACCUCUUCUGCGACCAAAGUUUGGACGACCUCUUUGCCGGACUCUUCGGGGCCGCAGCCGGCAGCCACUCAGCAGGGCCGCGGUCCAUCAGAAUGAACUGGCCAGGCAUCAGCCCCCCGGUGGAUGCGGCCAUGGUGGGGCGCGUCUUCCUGAGCCCCAAAGCCACGCCGCAGCCGCCAUUGCCGCCAUUCCCUAGGAGCCAAAAGAAACGCAAGUGGAAGAAGCCCAACAGGAAUUCCCGACGCAGGCAAACUCGCCUUUUCGACGACUUUUGGAGCGAUAUGUUCUACAGCGCCGAAUCACUGGAGGUCCCCACCUUGCCGCCGAUGCCCGCUAGCACGCCCAUUCAAUACGUCUACUUCUUCAAGAGAGAUCAGUACUACAGAGUGGACCUGCGGACCAAACACGUGGCUCUGGUCCUCCCGCCUUACCCGCGUUCCAUUGCCAAGUUCUGGCUGGGCUGCCAGCAGGAAGACAUUCCUGACGCCACACAUGCCGAGAAGAGAUAAAAUAAUGACAUAAAUAAACACACUGACUAAAUGAAAGGCAAGUUAA
This is a messenger RNA of Syngnathus typhle (broad-nosed pipefish), 1486 nucleotides long. It is a transcript of the gene vtnb, whose product is annotated as vitronectin b. The record is from RefSeq and is a predicted model, not a curated record. Gene Ontology annotation, biological process: immune response; cell-matrix adhesion; cell adhesion mediated by integrin. Lineage: Eukaryota; Metazoa; Chordata; Actinopteri; Syngnathiformes; Syngnathidae. Bases 1 to 1440 code for a protein of 479 amino acids. Gene Ontology annotation, molecular function: polysaccharide binding; extracellular matrix binding; scavenger receptor activity. The transcript has 9 exons.